Molecule: messenger RNA, 2493 nt
Organism: Anthonomus grandis grandis
Lineage: Eukaryota; Metazoa; Arthropoda; Insecta; Coleoptera; Curculionidae
Gene: cwo
Product: transcription factor cwo
Exons: 6
Coding region: 364-1686 (440 amino acids)
Biological process (GO): regulation of neurogenesis; anterior/posterior pattern specification; regulation of circadian rhythm
Cellular component (GO): nucleus
Molecular function (GO): protein dimerization activity; DNA-binding transcription factor activity, RNA polymerase II-specific; RNA polymerase II cis-regulatory region sequence-specific DNA binding
Source: RefSeq, a predicted model, not a curated record
CUGAACUAAACUAAACUGAAUAUUAAACAAAGAUAGGAGAUGUAGGGUGUUGUCUCAGAUUAUAACGCACGUUCACGUGUACUCUAGCGUGUUUAUUCAUUUGUAUCAGUUCGCGGAACGAUUUCACUGUGUAUGAGGGAAAUCACAUUGAGAGUAAUGAUAGAGAUUGACGAGUGUAGAUGGAUUUCGGAAGUAGGAAUAACUGUCAAAAGUAUUAUUUGUAAACAAAACGACGUCGCCCUCAUAUUUCAAUUUGUCUCCUCCAUAUUAAUAAUCUGUGUGCUUCCUCAAAUCAAGAAAAUAGUUCGAAUGUGACCUAAAUUAUAUUGUGUUUUUUAUUUCGCGUGUUUAUAUUCAACCAUUAUGGAUAUUAACCAUAGUUAUUGGGAAGAUAACUCUAAUAUACAACGUGUAAACUACGAAAGGUGUAUUACUAGCGAAGAACCUGCCAGGAUGAAAGAAGAACGAGCCAUAUACCCGUGCUGUGAUUCAAAUUUAAACUUUUCCACUGCAACUUGCAGUGAAGAUGAUUGUGAAUACGGCCCGUACAAGAAAAGUAAAGUGGCAAGGCAGGAUCCUAUGUCGCACCGUAUAAUUGAAAAACGAAGAAGAGACAGAAUGAACAAUUGUCUUGCAGAUUUGUCACGUCUGAUUCCGACUGAAUAUCUAAAAAAAGGUAGAGGGAGGAUUGAAAAAACCGAAAUUAUCGAAAUGGCAAUUAAGCACAUGAAGCAUUUACAAUCGCAAGAUAAAGGCAGCCCUCUAGAACAUUAUCGGUUGGGUUACCAAGAAUGUAUGUCGGAAACAAUGCGAUUUAUGGUUGAGGUUGAAGGUCAUUUUCCAAGAGAACCAGUCUGCGUACGCCUGUUAAAUCAUUUACAAAAACACUGCGAGCAAAUUUCGAAAGGCCCUAAUGCGUUUCCUACCUCUCCCGUCAUGGAUCAAGUCCCGAGUUAUCCGACAGUACAGAUGAACUCGUUAAAAAAUAUAAAUAUUAGCCCACCACAACAGAAAGUGAAUAAUCAAUUUACUAUACCGAAAACAGAACCCGAGAAUAGUAACAGCAACGGAUUUGUGACACAAUCGCAAAAAAGUGACGAGUUUGAAAAGGAUAUUGCCAAUAACGCCAUAUCUUACAAGUACAAGACAAAUAUUAAAUUACGGUUUAAUCAGGAUCUUAGUGCUCAUGAAGUACCUAAGAGGCAAAAGAUAAUCGGUGGACGUCGAAAUUCGGUUACCAGUUUUGAAAAUCAGAGUUCAAACCACAGCUCGCCUCCAAGUAGCGAGCCAUGUACUAGAAUAUUCGACACUGAGAAUGCGAUGAAUAGACAAACUCCGCCUGACAUUCAUCAAGGUCACAAAGCGGAUCCGCCCCACAGCGACUCAAUUCAACGAUUGUCACCCACACUCUCAUCCCAAACUGCUUUAUCGGAGAGCAACUUCAACGUACCGAUAUUUGUGCUGCAUACCAAAGGAUCCUACUAUAUACCUUUAACAAUAGAUUAUAAGACGUUACGCCCUUAUUUGCAAAACUAUGAUAUCAUAGAAUCCGUACAAAUGCAAAAUAUUGUUUUGCAUCCUGUUACUAUUAACGUCAAUUUUGUUAAUCCUAAUUUUAAUAAUGGCGAUCACCCUAGAAACAACAGUAACAAGUACAAAUAUGAGUAUAACAAUAACUGGAAUUAACUAGCGGAGCACUGGUCUCAAUGAUUUUUAAAAUUUGGGAGAGAAAGGGUUAAGGGUUGAAAGAAAGAUAAGAUAAGAUAUAUAUAUAUAUAUAUAUAUACACACCUUGUAUAUAAAAAAAUAUGUCUGCUUGAAGGCUGUGAUGGUCAGGGGAAUUCUACAAGACUGACAUUUAUAUGUUAUGUAAAUAUGUAGGAAAAUAAAACAUAUUUUUCAAUGUCAAUACUGUAGUGAGAAGCUAAAAUAUGAAUCCGCCAUAAUUAUACUGCUAGAGCUAACACAGCUUAGUAACCUUUGUUAAGUUUGAAAAAACGUUAUUGAAUGUAAUUAUUUGAAAUAUAAAUAUUCCAAGGAAUAUAUUACCAUAGACUUAAUAUAACUUUUGGUCCAUUUUGUUGUGUAAAUAUAUAAUAAAUUACCUGAAAUCGAUUUAUUAAAAAAUUUCAUUAAAUUAAGACGCUAAGAGAAUAGACAAACAUCAAAAGAUGAAAAUAUUACAUAAAUUUAAAGUGGACCGUUGUUAUAAAAUAUAUUAAUUUAAAACACAUUCUUUACUUCAACAAUCAACCAAAUAAAACAAUGACAUUUACUAAUGAGUCUUCUUUAAUGUUUUAUCUUAUAUUAUACUUUUAAGGACUCAAGAAAAUUGUAAUUGACACCAAGAACCAAACGGCCAAAAAGGGACCAAAUCAUGAAUUACUUAAAUGCAAAAGUGUUGUGUUGAAAUACGUAUUUGACAAUUUUUUUUUUAUUAUAUCAUUAACAUAAAUAUAAAAUUUAAUUAAUAAAAUAGGUCGUGGUGCCGAA